Guillardia theta CCMP2712 is the source of this 929-nucleotide messenger RNA. RefSeq lists its product as hypothetical. The transcript is spliced from 10 exons. Bases 1 to 816 code for a protein of 271 amino acids. The record is from RefSeq and is a predicted model, not a curated record. NCBI's taxonomy places the organism in Eukaryota, Cryptophyceae, Pyrenomonadales, Geminigeraceae.
AUGGAAUGGCUUAAGAAUGCUGCCGCAAAAGCACAGGCUUCGCUACAGGAGGCUGGAGUGGUGGAGAAACUAGCACCUGUUGCAUCGGUUGCGAAUGAGACGAAGACCUUGUUUUCUCAGUUUGGCAGCUCCUUGGAAGAAUCAUUCAACAAGAAGACAGCAGAAGCCAAGAGUGGAAGUGAAGGGGACGUCUCGUUCGACAAGAUCGGAGCUCCGUGGGUCACAUCUCACUUGGGGUUAAAGCCAUUCGAAGCCGACAUGAAAGCAAGCAUGCUGAAGAUCACAGAGGGAAGCGACGAGGAAGUGAAGGCGAGGUUGAAGGAGCGAGUUCCUGAUGACGACUUUACCUUCGACUUCUUGGAACCCUCAUGCACUAAACGGGCGAUGGCUGCGUUGGAGGCUGAUGCAAACCUCAAGAAAGCCCGACACAAGCUUGUGCCUAGCAAGAUCAAGGAAGAAGACUUCUGGAGGAGCUACUUUUACAAGUGUGAGAUGAUCGUGCAAUCAUACUUGAAGAUGUGCGUCGAGAGCAAGAGGACCCGCGAGAACACGUCGAGCACCACCAGGUACCCUGAUCCCACAGAUAAUCUCGACUUCGAAGGAGCAGAAUUCGUCAGUGACGAGCCGGUCAACAAGCCGGCCACAAGCGCGGGGACCUCGGCUACCAAGACUGACUCUGGUCUCUCAUGGGAAGAGGAGAUGGCGAAAGAGCUUGAGGGAAUCGACGUCGGACCUUCAGACAAGUCGAAGGCAAGCGAUGCGAAGCCGAUAGAUGACCUUGACGACGAAGACUUUGAGAAAGAGCUGGGAAUCUAGAGGAGAAAGCAGAAGGUGGAUUUUCGACGGCUCAAAACGCUUCGGAGAGCUUUGAUUUCAUUAUUUUGAGUCACUUUGAUGCAACAAGUUUGCGAUGAAUAGAAAUUGAUCCU